AGUUCCCCAUGCUGUCGGGCUGGUUGGGGCGAACAACCGUGUUACUCUUUCCCCCUUGUCAAGACGAGACAUCUGCACCCUCACAGAGGCUGACAGACACGGUGUGUGUGGAUCACAUUGGUCAGAGCUAGCCUUAAAUGGAUUACUAAUGAGACAGCAGUGCCGCUGGUUCGACUCCCCAACCCCAGAAGGCUUAAGUGGAAAUAAGAGGUGAGCUAGCUGUGCUACUAUGAAGCCUGAGGCCUUGCUGCUAUAUUUUUCGCUACUACAUUUUGCUGGGGCUGGUUUCCCCGAAGACUCUGAGCCAAUCAGUAUUGCACAUGGCAACUAUACUAAACAUUAUCCUGUAUUUUUGGGUCACAAACCUGGACGAAAUAACACACUAAGACACAAGCUGGACAUUCAGCUGAUUGUGAAAAUGAAUCGAACACUCUACAUUGCUGCUAGAGACCAUAUUUACACUGUUGAAAUGGAUACAUCCUUCACAGAGCAGAUUAAUUUUAACAAAAAGUUAACAUGGCGAUCUAAACAAGCUGACAUAGACAUAUGCAGAAUGAAGGGAAAGCAUAAGGAUGAAUGUCACAAUUUCAUUAAACUGCUUCUGAAAAGAAACGAUAACACCUUAUUCGUCUGUGGGACAAAUGCUUUCAACCCGUCGUGCAGAAACUAUAAGUUGGAUACCCUGGAUAUUUUUGGAGAUGACAACAUCAGUGGAAUGGCAAGGUGUCCUUAUGAUCCAAAACAUGCAAAUGUUGCACUUUUUGCUGAAGGCAAGCUUUAUUCCGCAACUGUAACAGACUUCCUUGCAAUUGAUUCUGUUAUUUAUCGGAGCCUUGGAGACAGUCCAACACUACGGACAGUAAAACAUGACUCCAAAUGGUUGAAAGAACCUUAUUUUGUCCAGGCUGUGGAUUAUGCUGACUAUAUCUACUUCUUCUUUCGGGAAAUUGCUGUCGAAUACAACACCAUGGGAAAGGUGAUUUUCCCAAGAGUUGCCCGGGUCUGUAAAAAUGACAUGGGAGGUUCUCAGAGGGUAUUGGAGAAGCAGUGGACAUCAUUCGUGAAAGCUCGUCUCAACUGUUCUGUACCUGGAGACUCUCACUUUUACUUCAACAUUUUGCAGUCAGUGACAAAUGUUGUCCGUAUUAGUGGCCGUGAUGUCAUUCUAGCAACAUUUUCCACCCCUUAUAACAGCAUCCCUGGAUCAGCAGUCUGUGCAUAUGAUAUGGAGGACAUUGCCACUGUCUUUAUUGGUCGAUUCAAAGAGCAGAAGUCUUCCGAUUCCACAUGGACGCCAGUCCCUGAAGACAGAGUUCCCAAGCCAAGGCCUGGCUCUUGUGCUGGUUCAGUGUUACUGGAAAAAUUUGGAACUUCCAAUGGAUUCCCAGAUGAUACACUCAACUUCAUUAAAACGCACCCUCUCCUGGAUGAAGCUGUACCUUCCAUUGACAAUAGGCCAUGGUUUUUGAGGACAAUGGUCAGGUAUCGAUUGACCAGAAUUGCUGUGGAUAAUGCUGCAGGUCCCCACCAAAAUUACACUGUGGUGUUCUUAGGAUCAGAGAAAGGAAUUAUCUUGAAGUUUCUGGCCAAAGCAAACAUGGGCUUCAUAAAUGACAGCAUCUUUCUGGAGGAGAUUAGUAUCUACAAUGCAGAAAAGUGUAGUGUUGAUGGUGUGGAAGACAGAAGAAUUGUGGGAAUGGAACUAGAUAAGCCCAGCAACUCUCUCUUUGUGGCGUUCUCCACUUGUGUUGUGAGGGUGCCUCUUGCUCGAUGUGAACGUCACAGCAAAUGCAAAAAGACAUGUCUUGCUUCUCGAGACCCCUACUGUGGUUGGCUGAAGGAGGGCUUAUGUGCACAACUAACACCAACAACUAAAUCGUUUGAUCAAGACAUUGAGCGUGGCAACACAGAUGGUCUGGGAGACUGCCAAAAUUCCUUUGUGGCACUGAAUGACUUUUCAACCACCCCACAAGGUCAUGAAAUGUCUCGUGAUACAAUACAUGGCCACUUCAGUUCUGCCUUUUCCACUACCACCCCUCCUACAGCAGUUAAGGAGGGUUAUGAUCCCCAUGGGCGGAUGCUGGAUCAGAAGAAUGUUGUUGUGUCCUCAGAAAGCAUAGACCCGUACGUGGCCAACCCUCCACACAAUCACCAUGAUACCAACGGAGUAAUCCGUGAAAGUUACCUCAAAGGUCACGACCAGCUUGUUCCAGUUACCCUUUUGGCCAUUGCGGUUAUUCUCGCCUUUGUCAUGGGGGCAGUUUUCUCAGGAAUAAUCGUUUACUGCAUAUGUGAUCACCGACGCAGAGACAUUAAUGUCGGGCAAAGCAAAGAGAAAGACUUGCCUCAUUCUCGCAGGGGUUCCAUGACCAGUGUCACGAAACUUGGUGGCUUGUUUGAUGCUCAGACAAAGGAACCGAAACCGGAAGCGUUGCUAACUCCACUGAUGCAUAACGGUAAAAUAGUAACUCCGAAUGGCACAACAAAGAUGCUGAUCAAAGCUGACCAGCAUCACUUGGACCUGACAGCUCUGCCCACUCCAGAGUCAACGCCAACUUUGCAGCAGAAACGAAAACUCAGCCGUGGGAGUAGCCAAUGGGAAAGGAACCAGAAUCUAAUCAAUGCCUGUACAAAAGAUCUGGCAUCCAUGGGAUCACCAGUGAUCCCCAUGGAUCUUCCUCUCCAUGCUUCUCCCAACCACAUUCCAAGUGUCGUGGUCCUCCCAACGACUCAACAGAGUUUUCAGCAUGAAUACGGAGAUCAAGGAAUCCGAGCAAUGGAACAAAUUACCAUUGAAGAUCAGAACGCAACGUUGGAAUAUCGGAGCAUGAAAAGUCCAUGUCACGGAUUAGUUGCAAACUUAGAUCAGGUGCCACCUAAAGUUCCUCAGAGGGAAGCCUCACUUGGAUCCACUAAUACUGGGUUGCCCCAGAAUUCUCUGGGCAAGCGACUGGAUGUUCCUACUCCUUCAUUUGCAAUGGAAUAUAAGAGAAAUUAUCCUAGCAAUUCUUUGCAAAGAAAUCCUCAAUCAUCUGCAUUCAAACGAAAUCACAAUACUAACUCCUCUAACUCCUCCCACCUUUCUAGGAACCCAAGUUUUAACAGAGGAGAGAAUCCUCCUCCUGCACCACAAAGAGUAGACUCGAUGUUAGUGAACGCAGGUCAGCUUCAGACACAGGCUGUAACCGUAUCCAGGAGAUCUAGCAUCAACGCACCAUACAACUCUCUGCCAAGAUCUGGGAUCAAACGCACACCCUCCAUAAAACCAGAUGUUCCACCAAAACCCACGUUUGUUCCCCUUUCAGGUUCCACCAAGCCAAAUGAUACAUGUACAUAAUCACAGUGGGAGGUAGAAAAUUAUAUGAACCCUGCUUCUUGAGUCAGUGCUUUCAACUGCAACACUAGAUUUGUGUUCCUUUUUUUAAAGAAAGCUGUUGUUAAGCUGAGGAUAUUACUUUCCCUUCUCCCUGGAAAAAAAAGGUGGAAUAUUUUCUUACGACUGCUGCAGCUACUGAACUCAGCAUUUGAAGGCAGGAUGAGCUAUUGAACUUCUGUUUGAGAGGGUUAAUGAUUGAUGCACAUGAACACGCUGGUGGGAUGAUGAGCCAAAAGCACAAGACUGUGGCAAACAUGUAAUGUCUCCUUGACUCUACAUCAUAUUACUCUCAAAGGAGAGAAGUUUAAAAACCAAGCACUGAAGAAGGUGACUCAGACUUAACAUUAGCUGAAGUUUACUGUUUGCAGAUACUGUGAAAUGCCUCUCAGUGUUACAUCCGCUUAAACAGCAGAUAUCAGCCAUUUAGGCAGGGCUUUGGCCUAUGUCUCUGCUGUUGUCCUUCUUGUAAUGAUUAAUGUGACUAUUAACACUAAUAGCUCCUGGUAUUUAUUAUUUAAGUGCUAUUUCAAAACAUGACUGAUUCCUUCAAAUGAAUUUAUGGAUAUCUCUUUAAAAAGAAUCAAAAAGAAGUCUAAAAUGUAAUGUUUGUAAUUAUUUAAAGCAAGUCAAUUAACUGGAGACAUUUGAUGCUUUUUUAAAAAAGAAGUAACAGUCCACUAACAGUAUGGAGGUGGAGAACUGAGCUCAGUGUUUCUACUCAGCUGCUGACAGGGUUAUCAAAGUGCUUGGGGAGGGGAGAAAAAAAAAGUAAAAAGAAAGGGAUAUUUAUUUUACUGUAGAAGGUUCAUUUCAUGGUCCAUGACAAACUGAAAGGAGGGAGUGAAUCAGUUAAAAUAUUCAGGUUUGUUCUGUUCGAGGAUUAGGAGAGGGAGGGAACAAAACUCUGAUAGUUUUGUUCCCUCCAUAAGUGGAAUUACUAUCUAUUAUGAAGAGGAUGUAUGAGGAUUAAACAGUCCUGUUAAUUUUGUCAGUAAUUGAUAUUUGAAAUGCAGGCACUAGCACAUCAUGUGCUCGCCAACUCAAUUUUGCACAUGGCACAGCAAAUGAUAGUAAUGGAUGGAGUGUGCUGAAAGGCAAGCUGUUACCAUGCAUAAAUCAUACUCCUGCUAUGCUGAUUCUAACUGGGAAUACAUCUGUGACAAAUCUUUUCUUCCAUGUGUAAAUUUGUGCCUUACAACAUCAGUUGUGUACAUUUCUAGCUAGUAAUCUACAAAGGUUUCACCCCCUUUUUAAAAAAAAAUGUUUCUGCUAAAUGUUUGGUGUCCAUUUGGAGUAAGUGCUGUCUGAAAGAAUAUAGGUUCUGACACGUCAAUGUCCAGAGAAAUCAAAUUUCAUUUAUCAUCCCAUAGUCGUGCCAAUGCUGACCACCUAACACCAUGUCAUUGCAGGAGAUCUGAAACUGGUCUACAGUUCUGUGGGAGUGUUUCCUUUCAUUUUUACUUCAUUUCAGCUGUAACAUGAUGUAUUCCCAUUGGCUAAUCCGGAAAGACAGAUGUGCUUUAAUAAUGUUUUUACUUGUGACUGGUGGGCAAUUGCUAUGAUAUCCAAUUGGCUUGUGCCUCAGUUGAAGGCACCAAUAAACCUACAUUGUAAAUGUUAUUGAAUUGGGAAAGCAGUCUUAGAGCAGGCUGGUUCCUGCUGGAGUAACACUGCUAUAAUAUGUGUAGCCAGGAGGAUAGUGAAAACCUUUUGGCACAACUGUUUCUAAUUAUUGUUUUACAGUUACAUUUUUCAGUUUAUCAUGCACGCUGAAUAGUGUUUUUACCUGUUAAAUAUUGUAGAAAAAAGGUUUUUAUUGAUUGAGCUGUUACGAAUUUUCUUUUUUUUAUUUUUUUACUGACUUUUUUGCAAUUUUCUUUUCUUCAGUUGGACACUUACUUGCAAGCUGGUUAGUGAUUUAGAGUGGUAGCUGGAAAAUUCCAUAAGGAACUAGACCAAAGUUUGUAACAAGGGUGCAUACAUAUUCUGCUAUUGUCUCCUCCAUUUCAAUACUUCAUUAUAUCAACUAGCAUUGAUGCAUUCCUUCAGGACAGUUUUUAAAAUUAAUUGCGCAUGUUUCAGACAAAUGAUGUGUUGGCUGUUUCUCAUGCCUUUUUUUCAUUGUUCAUGCUGUGCGAUUGUUUGUAAGUUAUGUCUGAGUGCAAUUUUAAUAUGUUGUUUGAAUUUUAACAUGAGAAAUUCACCAAUGCUUUUUACUCAGAAAUAAGUCCUGAUAUGUUAAUGUUGAAAAGCCAACAAAGUAUUCACGAAAAUUGAAUUGAUACAAAAUGUAAUGCCCUGAAAUUUUUUUUUGUGGACCCUUCUUUGCCCCUUUGCGUGCCUUUGAAGCUCACCCUUGAUAUACACUCUUAGAUACAACAGUCAGAUACUGGUUGUGUAAUAUGUAAAAUAUUGUGAUGUUGACACAAUCACUUUCCCUCCGCUCCACAACCCUAACAUUCAAUUCACAACUCAAAUGUAUGUUGUAAAAAAGACUUUAAUUAUUACAUAAUGUAAUAAAACAGACUGUUCUGCUGUA
This is a messenger RNA of Hemiscyllium ocellatum (epaulette shark), 5915 nucleotides long. It is a transcript of the gene sema6a, whose product is annotated as sema domain, transmembrane domain (TM), and cytoplasmic domain, (semaphorin) 6A. Lineage: Eukaryota; Metazoa; Chordata; Chondrichthyes; Orectolobiformes; Hemiscylliidae. The record is from RefSeq and is a predicted model, not a curated record. Bases 230 to 3337 code for a protein of 1035 amino acids. Gene Ontology annotation, molecular function: chemorepellent activity; semaphorin receptor binding. Gene Ontology annotation, biological process: negative chemotaxis; axon guidance; negative regulation of axon extension involved in axon guidance. The transcript has 20 exons.